Carcharodon carcharias (great white shark) is the source of this 333-nucleotide messenger RNA. RefSeq names its product parvalbumin alpha-like. NCBI's taxonomy places the organism in Eukaryota, Metazoa, Chordata, Chondrichthyes, Lamniformes, Lamnidae. Gene Ontology annotation, molecular function: calcium ion binding. The transcript is spliced from 4 exons. Bases 1 to 333 code for a protein of 110 amino acids. Gene Ontology annotation, cellular component: cytoplasm; nucleus. The record is from RefSeq and is a predicted model, not a curated record.
AUGCCCAUUACAAAGUUACUUGCUACAGCGGACAUCGACAAGGCCCUCAAUGCUGUCCAGACUCCUGGGAGCUUCGAUCACAAGAAGUUCUUCCAGUUGGUCGGUCUGAAGAACAAAACCCCUGAGCAAGUGAAGGAAGUCUUUAACAUCCUUGACCAAGAUCACAGUGGCUUCAUUGAAGAGGACGAGCUCAAAUGUGUGCUAAAGGGUUUUUCUGCUAAGGGAAGGGAACUUUCUGAAAGCGAAACCAAGGCUUUGCUUGCGGCUGGUGAUGAGGAUCAUGAUGGUAAAAUUGGAGCAGAAGAAUUUGCAAAGCUGGUGGCUCAAGUGUAA